Ceratosolen solmsi marchali is the source of this 1562-nucleotide messenger RNA. Its product is annotated as gamma-glutamyltranspeptidase 1. Gene Ontology annotation, molecular function: glutathione gamma-glutamate hydrolase. Gene Ontology annotation, cellular component: plasma membrane. The transcript is spliced from 9 exons. NCBI's taxonomy places the organism in Eukaryota, Metazoa, Arthropoda, Insecta, Hymenoptera, Agaonidae. Bases 1 to 1497 code for a protein of 498 amino acids. Gene Ontology annotation, biological process: glutathione catabolic process. The record is from RefSeq and is a predicted model, not a curated record.
AUGAAUUACGUUCAUCAAACGCCAACGGAAGAAUGCCCAUUGACGAAAGAGAGACAAGGUUGUUCCCUCAGCGAUUGUUGUGGCUUUCGAUCUAUAAUAUGUUCAUUUAUCAGUCUCACGGGCCUUAUUACCACCACUUUAAUUCUUCAAUUAGUUUAUGAUAAUAAUGCUUUCCAGGGAAGAUUGAAUAUUCAUGGCGCUGUCGCCACCGACUAUAUAAAUUGCUCUCAAAUUGGAACAAAGAUACUUAUAAAAGGAGGAAAUGCUGUGGAUGCCGCCAUAGCGUCAAUGCUUUGUAUGACGGUAGUUGCUCCUCACAAAGCAAGUCUUGGCAGCGGAGGAUACAUUAUAAUUUAUAAUCAUGGGUACAAGGAGAAGCCAAAAGUAAUAGAUUUUCUAAAUAACACGACAUCAGCUGAAUUUGAUGAACUUCACGUGAGGAUACCCGCUAUGCUUCGAGGUUUAGAAUACACGCAUACUAUGUAUGGUAAAUUACAAUGGCAAGAUGUAGUGGAACCGUCUAUUAUCUUAGCUCGCGAAGGAUUCGAGGUGUCUAGAGAUUUUGCUUACGAAACAACGAGAAACGUUAACCUAGGGCUUUUUAGACAUAUUAAUGCCGGAGAAAUCUUAGCACUGCCUAAGCUCGCUAAUACUUUAGAACUGGUAUCUAAAUUUGGAACUAACGUUUUUUAUAAUGGAUCGAUAAGCAACGAAAUAUUUCUGAAUAAAACAAACGAAAGAUUGUUGAACGACUUGUCAAGCUACGAGCCUAAAGUUAUUACAGUACAAAAAUCCUCACUUUCUCAAUAUGCUAUAUAUUAUCCAUCCAACUUCAAUUUUCUGCGAUCAAUUAUCGAGGAAAUGAAUAUGUUAAAUAUUUCUAAAGAAAACGCAUCCUCGAUAGAUUCGGAAAUUAUAGUUGCCGAGUCUAUAAUAAAGCUUGCAUUAAGAUUAAAAAAUCCUUAUGUCAAUUAUACUCAAAGCAGAAAGUUUACAGGUGUAUCAUCGAUAGACUGGCAAGACACGUACGUUUCCAUAAUAACUGGAUUGAGCUCGCCAUUAAAUCUGGCAUACAACACCGGGGCAGGAUUUGUAUUCGAUAAUAUCGAUAAUAUCGAUAAUACAAAUUCUCUCCUAUCGUUGAUUCCAAUUAUUUUCUUUGACGAAGCCACCGUAUGCGGAUUACGUGGAGUUUUUAGUACCGACGAUUCGAUAAUUGCCGGACAAAUCCUAUACAAUUUGCUCUUACGUUCGAUGAAUGUCUCUACAGCGGUGGAAUAUCCAAGAUAUUACGUACUAUCUGAUGGAAUAGCUAUAGAAAAUGACGACAGACAUUCCGGGAAUAGACUACUGCACGAUAGCUUAAUGGCUAUAGCUUCCAUGUCUAAAGUAGAUCCCAAUAUGAUAACCAAGAGUGUAAAUGUUAUAAUAAAAAGAAAAAAUUUAAUCAACGGCCAUUCCGAUAGUAGAGGAGAUGGUUUAGCAUCUAGAUUUUGAUAGCAAUGUGAUAAGUAAUAUUGAUAUUUGUUGAAUUUUUGAUAAAAGCAAUUAACACUUCUAUC